Chaetura pelagica (chimney swift) is the source of this 1070-nucleotide messenger RNA. RefSeq names its product wingless-type MMTV integration site family, member 7A (gene WNT7A). The record is from RefSeq and is a predicted model, not a curated record. The coding region runs from base 125 to 973 and encodes 282 amino acids. Gene Ontology annotation, cellular component: extracellular region. Lineage: Eukaryota; Metazoa; Chordata; Aves; Apodiformes; Apodidae. Gene Ontology annotation, biological process: positive regulation of JNK cascade; canonical Wnt signaling pathway; multicellular organism development. Gene Ontology annotation, molecular function: frizzled binding; cytokine activity. The transcript is spliced from 3 exons.
UUCCUCGGUGGUGGCCCUGGGCGCCAGCAUCAUCUGCAACAAGAUCCCGGGCCUGGCCCCCCGGCAGCGGGCGAUCUGCCAGAGCCGGCCCGACGCCAUCAUCGUCAUCGGGGAAGGGUCCCAGAUGGGCAUCAACGAGUGCCAGUUCCAGUUCCGCAACGGGCGCUGGAACUGCUCGGCCCUGGGGGAGAGAACUGUCUUCGGGAAGGAGCUCAAAGUGGGUAGCAGGGAGGCCGCGUUCACCUACGCCAUCAUCGCGGCCGGCGUCGCCCACGCCAUCACGGCCGCCUGCACGCAGGGCAACCUGAGCGACUGCGGCUGCGACAAGGAGAAGCAGGGGCAGUACCACAAGGAGGAAGGGUGGAAGUGGGGAGGCUGCUCGGCUGACAUCAGAUACGGGAUCGGAUUCGCCAAAGUGUUCGUGGACGCGCGGGAGAUCAAGCAGAACGCACGGACGCUCAUGAACCUGCACAACAACGAGGCCGGGAGGAAGAUUCUGGAAGAAAACAUGAAGUUAGAGUGCAAGUGCCACGGGGUGUCGGGAUCCUGUACCACUAAAACAUGCUGGACAACCCUGCCUAAAUUCAGGGAGCUGGGCUACAUCCUCAAGGACAAGUACAACGAGGCGGUGCAGGUGGAGCCGGUGCGGGCGAGUCGCAACAAGCGCCCAACCUUCCUCAAAAUAAAGAAGCCCCUUUCCUACCGCAAACCCAUGGAUACAGACCUGGUGUACAUAGAGAAAUCUCCCAAUUAUUGUGAAGAAGACCCUGUCACAGGCAGCGUGGGGACCCAGGGGAGGAUGUGCAACAAGACAGCCCAGCAGUCCAACGGCUGCGACCUGAUGUGCUGCGGCCGCGGCUACAACACGCACCAGUACUCGCGGGUCUGGCAGUGCAACUGCAAGUUCCACUGGUGCUGCUACGUGAAAUGCAACACGUGCAGCGAGAGAACAGAGGUUUACACCUGUAAGUGACACCUCCCUGCCCACCAACACAUUUGCACAUGCACUCAACAUGCCUACAAGCUGUAGGGAAGACCUGCUCUCCCAGAGGACGCGCUGACGAGCGGAG